Nasonia vitripennis (jewel wasp) is the source of this 995-nucleotide messenger RNA. RefSeq names its product RNA polymerase II subunit 10 (gene Rpb10). Bases 608 to 811 code for a protein of 67 amino acids. Gene Ontology annotation, cellular component: RNA polymerase I complex; RNA polymerase II, core complex; RNA polymerase III complex. Gene Ontology annotation, molecular function: DNA binding; DNA-directed RNA polymerase activity; zinc ion binding. Gene Ontology annotation, biological process: tRNA transcription by RNA polymerase III; transcription by RNA polymerase I; transcription by RNA polymerase II. The transcript has 3 exons. The record is from RefSeq and is a predicted model, not a curated record. NCBI's taxonomy places the organism in Eukaryota, Metazoa, Arthropoda, Insecta, Hymenoptera, Pteromalidae.
GGCUGCGCGUCGAGAACUUACAAAGGAUAGGUUGCGUUGCCGCCACCGCCGCUGCCGCCGUUUCCCAUCCUAUAUAUAUAUAUAUAUAUAUAUAUAUGGCGGUGAAAUACUCUAUAUGGCGCGCGCGAGGGUGGAUGUGGAGGGACUUUGAAUUUCGCUCUUCUCGUCGGUUGAUUGUUGCUGGGUUCAGCUUUUCGCUUUUUGAACUGCCACCGGUGCGUGAAUUGGAGCAGAAAAAGUUGACGAUAUCGAGUUGACAAGGGAAAACAAACAUAAGGCGUUUAUGAAAAUUACUUAUGUAUAUAAGCCAGCAUCGACAGCUAAAGAGGUUGCGUUUGAAUGAUUUGCAAAAUAUUGCAAACGCGGCAGAAUUCUAGUUGCACAGAUGGCGCGCGCGUCGAGAGUUUAUCCCUAUAGAUGCAGACGCUGUUGCUCGUUAUGCCUUCCCAGUUCCCAGUAUAGUUCCAGUUCCACACUGCGUCAGUCUGGUCUAGCUAUAGUGAUGUUGAUGAGUAACACGCCGUAGCCACUGGAACAUUCGACAAAAGCCGUCUAUUUGUCGUUGGAUUAUUAAACAAAGUAGUGAUUCUUUUAGACGAAAAUCAAGAUGAUCAUCCCUGUGCGGUGUUUUACCUGCGGAAAAGUCAUUGGAAACAAAUGGGAAGCCUACUUGGGCCUGCUGCAAGCGGAAUACACUGAAGGUGAUGCCUUGGAUUCUCUGGGUCUCAAGAGAUACUGCUGCCGCAGAAUGCUUCUUGGUCAUGUGGACUUAAUUGAAAAGCUUCUCAAUUAUGCACCGUUGGAAAAAUAAAUCCAGCAACUCAAAACACACAGAACAACAAGAAGCUUACUCCUGUAUUCAUGUCAACCAUGCUGUCUACAUAAGUGAAACUUUGUGAAAAUGAACAGUACAGAUAAAGUUUACGGAUCGCAUUAAACAAGUGAUUGUUAAAUUUAAGUUUUAGUACAAAUAAAUUUAUAAGUAAACCCUCUAA